Molecule: messenger RNA, 2794 nt
Organism: Betta splendens (Siamese fighting fish)
Lineage: Eukaryota; Metazoa; Chordata; Actinopteri; Anabantiformes; Osphronemidae
Gene: shha
Product: sonic hedgehog signaling molecule a
Exons: 3
Coding region: 500-1747 (415 amino acids)
Biological process (GO): protein autoprocessing; cell fate specification; smoothened signaling pathway
Molecular function (GO): calcium ion binding; patched binding
Source: RefSeq, a predicted model, not a curated record
CAGCGCUGUGCGAGUGCCCCUUCUCUGUCCUGGCUCCGUUAAAUCUGCAAAAUGGGAGGGUGGAAAAAAAAGACGGUUUAUAAUUGAUGUUUUCCCAUGGAACGGCCCCUCCUCCCCGCAACACAAGUCAAACCCUCAGGUGGAAGAAAUCUUUUUUGUGGGAUAACAUCAGGAGGGUUUGUCUGGGCGAGCCAAUCAAGUCCCUCCCCUGCUAUAGAUCGGUGCUAUAAUACAAAGCAGUAAAAGCGGUCGCCUCACAAGCGGCUGCAGCUCCACUAGAGAUCCCGUGGCUUUUAAUUCCCUCACUACUUUUUUUUUUACCCUCCUUCGAUAUGCCCCGUUAUUUCCAUUUGUCUUAGGCGUUCAUUUCCGCACCUGCCACGGUAGAAACCAAGUGAAAGCGAAGCAGAGGAGGAGACAAGGACGUUGCGCGAGCCGGGAGAAGGCAGACGGCAGAGACAGCGGCGGCGGCGGCUCGUUGAGAUCCAGGAGGACAGAAAUGCUGCUCUGUACCAGAACCGUGUUGUUCGGCCUCGUCUGCCUCUGCUUGGUGUCCUCCGCCGUGGGAUGCGGACCGGGCAGGGGCUACGGCCGGAGACGGCACCCGAAGAAGCUGACACCUCUUGCGUACAAGCAGUUCAUCCCCAACGUGGCGGAGAAGACCCUCGGGGCAAGUGGCCGAUACGAAGGCAAGAUCACAAGAAACUCCGAGCGAUUUAAAGAGCUGACUCCCAAUUAUAACACAGACAUCAUAUUCAAGGAUGAGGAGAACACCGGCGCCGACAGGCUAAUGACUCAGAGAUGUAAAGACAAGCUGAACUCGCUGGCGAUCUCGGUGAUGAACCAGUGGCCCGGCGUGAAGCUGCGGGUCACCGAGGGCUGGGACGAGGACGGCCACCACUUUGAGGAGUCUCUCCACUACGAGGGCAGGGCCGUGGACAUCACCACCUCGGACCGGGACAAGAGCAAAUACGGCACCCUGUCCAGGCUGGCGGUGGAAGCCGGGUUCGACUGGGUCUAUUACGAAUCCAAAGCCCACAUCCACUGCUCCGUGAAAGCAGAAAACUCGGUGGCAGCAAAGUCAGGCGGCUGCUUCCCAGGCUCCUCCACCGUCACCCUUCAGGAUGGUACCGAGAAGGCGGUCAAAGACCUUCAAACCGGUGACAAGGUGCUGGCAGCAGAUGGGUUUGGAAACAUGAUUUACACCGACUUCAUCAUGUUCAUAGACCAAGACUCGGCGACCAGGAGGAUCUUCUACGUGAUCGAAACCGAGUCGGGUCAGAAAAUCACGCUCACGGCCGCGCACCUCCUCUUCGUCGGCCGCGACAACGUCACCGAGCGGGAACAGAGCAUGUCGGCCAUCUUCGCCAGCCAGGUCCAACCGGGACAAACGGUGUUCGUCUUCCACGCCGAGCGAAGUGGACUCAAACCCGUGACCGUAAAACGGAUUUACACGCAGGAGCGCGAGGGCUCCUACGCGCCGGUGACCGUGCAGGGGACGGUUGUGGUGGAUCGGGUCCUCGCGUCCUGUUACGCAGUGAUCGAAGACCACGACCUGGCGCACUGGGCCCUGGCACCUGUCAGGGUCGCCCACUGGCUUUCCUCGUUGCUUUUCCGCUCCCAACCUCAGGCCAGUGCGCAGAGCGACGGGGUGCACUGGUACUCAAAGAUCCUUUAUCAAUUAGGAACAUGGCUCUUGGACAGUCACUCGAUCCACCCGCUUGGGAUGUCAGUGUACCCGAGUUGAAACCUCAGCUACAGGAGCAGAGUGACUUAAAAUGUAGGACACACAAACUAUUUAGUAGAUUAAAAAUAAAAUAAUAAUAAUAAUUAAAAAAACGAACGAACAGAUAAACAAGACAAAGGCCCCAGUGGAGUUGGGAUAUUUAUUUCAGUGACUUUUCCAUGACGUGUCCCCUUUCAAAGAAUGAAUGGAGCCUUAAAAAGUUUCUCUUUGAAUAAUUUAUUCUCAUGUGAACUCGCUGCUGUCACACAAAUGGAUUCUGAAACGGUGUAAGCAGCAAAUUGUGCAUAAUCUAUUUUUGUAUAUCUCAAAUGCAAAAAAAGAAAGAAAAAUGAAGAAAAACGAAAAGGCGACAAUAGCGCAACGAGAGAAUUGUAGAACGGAGCUAACUUUGACAGGUUGUAAUGUUCAUGUGUGCAUAUGUGCAACUGACUGUUAUAUUUUGGGGAGAACAAACUUCGCGGGGUUCCAUAAAUUAUAUUUUUAUACACAGAAUUGUAAAUUAGAUUUUGACAGAUCGCUACCGAAUCACAUUUCGUUAUUUGAAAUAGUGUAAGAUAUGAGAAUAUAUUUUAAUUUAAAUACCGUAGUUGGGAAAGUAUUGGAAAAUCUUGUACUGCUUGGUUUAUUAAGAACUGUAUUAUUUUGGAAACUGUUCGUUUAAGUUGUCGGAGAGGGACAGAUAUUCUGCCUCGUGUCUGCAUUCUCUGCUUCUUUUGGUUGUGUUUCUAUUUUUUCCUGUUUUCUUCUGAGAAAAAUAUCAAAUGCAGAUUCUGACAAUUCAGUAACAGUUAAAGUAGUACUGAAAAAGUUUCGUUAAAUAAAUUAAUAAGUAACUCCUGUAAAUGUACUAAAAUGUAUUUUUCUUUUCAUAUUUUGUAAUAGGAAAUAGUUUUAUAGAAAUGACCUGCGGCAGAUGCACAGUUUGGAUAGUCUAUAUAGUCAGACCAUACCAGUUAACUUUCAUAACAGGGCGAUGUGUCAAAAAUGUCUAGAGUUUAUUAUUUAUAUGUUUAUUACAAAAUGAGAUAAAGAAAAUCUUCAAACUUG